AGCUGUCCAAAGUUGGCGAUCCAAAUAAUCGCAGCAGAGCAGACAGCCUAAAGAGCAAAAUAUGGGAUUUUCAGUAUGCAGCCUAGCCUUAGGGCUGCUGUGUUUACAAGCCGCUAGCGGUCAGCACGCCUUCUAUCAGCUCCUGCAAAACUACUCAGAUUUCUAUGGAGCUCGCCCACAAUAUGGACCUCCUCCACCACCGCUGCAUCAUCCUGCUCCGCUGCUGAAUGUCGGCUCUGCAGGACCCGGCUAUGGACUCCGACCUGCUCCCAACUCCAACUACCAGCUACCUCAGACUGACAAUGCGUUGUAUGGUCUGGCACCUCAUCCCUUGACCUGUGGACCAGAGUUCUCAGGGAGUUGCCCACACUCCAAGUACAGGACCAUCGAUGGAUCAUGUAACAACGCACACAACCCCACUUGGGGAAUGCCUAACACCCACUACGGUCGUCUUGUACCUUCCAAGUACUCUGAUGGUAUCCACGCUCCCCCAGUAUCUGUAAGCGGAUCCAAGCUGCCUGGCUCUCGUCUGGUCAGCAUCGUCUUGUUCCCUGAUGUCCCCAAGAACGACCCUCUCUGGACUCUGUCCUCCAUGACCUGGGGUCAGAUCAUGACUCACGAUCUGUCAAUGUCUAUGGGAACCACCCAAGCUAAGGCCCACUCCAUCAAGUGCUGCAGCCCUGAUGGCCAGAUUAGAGUUCCUGAAGAGUACGCCAGCCCUCUCUGCUUCCCCAUCCUCAUACCCCAGGAUGACCCUGUCUUCUCACGCUACCACCAGAUGUGCAUGAACUUCGUUCGUUCCACCACCUACUUGGACACUGGAUGUGGUUCUCCUCAUGAACCUGCUGAACAGCUUGUCGCUGUGACCCACUGGAUGGAUGCUUCUUUUGUUUACGGAUCUACUGGAGAGGUUGCCGCUCGUCUGCGUGAGGGACACGGAGGUCUGAUGCGUGUAGAUGUCCGCGAUGGUCGCCCAUGGCCCCCAGCAGCCGUCAACAAGAGCGCUGCUUGUGACACCCAGACCGAAGACGAACCCUGCUACCAGUUCGGUGAUGUGAGAGGUAACCAGAAUCCCCAGCUGACUGUUCUGCAGAUCAUCUUCCUGAGGGAACACAACAGAAUUGCAACAACCCUGGCUCACCUCAACCCCCACUGGGACGAUGAGACCCUCUACCAGGAAGCCAGAAGGAUCCUCAUUGCUGAGUACCAACACAUCAACUACUACGAGUGGCUGCCAAUCUUCCUUGGCAAGAAGAACAUGAAGAAGUACGGACUUCUGUACGAGACAGAAAGCUACACUGAAGACUACAGACCCGACGUCGACCCUAGCGCUCUUAACGGCUACGCUACUGCUGCUUUCAGAUACUUCCACUCCGCCAUCCAGGGACGUCUUGAGCUGAUUGGUGAGGAGCGUAACACCUACGGAGUUCUGCGAUUGAGUGACUUCUUCAACCGACCAGGAAUUAUUGAAGAGGGCCAGAACAUGGACCACUUUGCUAGAGGUUUGACCACCCAGCCUGAAGAAAACAUUGACCCCUUCUUCACCAGUGAGAUCACUGACUACCUGUUCCGUAACGGCAAACCUUUCGGCCGAGAUCUGAGAGCCACUGACAUCCAGAGAGGCAGAGACCACGGUCUUGGAGGAUACAACGACUACAGAGAGUUCUGCGGACUUCCCCGUGCGAAGACAUGGAAGGAAUUCAGCGACUACAUUUCUCCUGAGAACAUUGAGAAGCUUGCUCUCCUGUACGCCCACCCUGAUGACGUUGACCUGACUGUUGGAGGAUCCCUGGAAGCUCACGCUGAAGACUCCCUGGCUGGACCUACCUUCCUCUGUCUUCUAUUGGAGCAGUUCUACCGCACACGUGUUGCCGACAGAUUCUUCUUCGAGAGGGGAGACCCUCACUCUGGAGGAUUCACUCCUGAGCAAUUGGCUGAGAUCAGGAAGUCUUCUUUCUCUCGUCUGAUGUGUGACAACAGUGACAAUGUCUACCAAAUGCAACCUCGUGGUUUCGAAGUGAUCUCUCACACGAACCAGCUUGUGCCUUGCCAAGACGCUUCGACGAUACCCAUCGUGGACCUGAGUGCUUGGAAGGACCCCCACGGCCCUGUGCACGGAGGACCUUUCCCCUACGGCAAGAAAUAACUUCGGCCUCUCCCAGACCCCCCCUUCCAUGGUACAACAUAGUAUUGCAUUAACAUCGCUCCAUUCAUUUACUCACUCUAACUCGUCGCAAACAUACAACUAGGCAGAUUUAGAAACCCAGUGUUGUACUAGAAAAGGUUUAAAUUGUGUUACCGAUUUCUAGGAUGUAAGGAUCGUGAAUGUACAAUUCGAUUUAGUCGGGCUAUUUGUACGCUGAUAGGUUAUAGGUUGAAUUUGUGUCGAUAGCUUUUAUUUUACACCUUAAUUUUUUGGGAGUACUUGACUUUCUUGAAGAAGGUUAAUUUACUAUAAAACUACACAAAUGUCAGCGGAUUUUAAAUCAUUUACGUAUUUUUAACACGUUUUAAGGUGUUAGGUGCUAUAUAGUUGUUAUGUUGUAUGUUUUACCAAAUGUUGUAUAUAUUCGCUUCUUUGUAUGUUUGUCAUUAAUCGAUUCACUUGCUCAUUCGUACUCUUGUUCUGAGAAUCUUGCCAUUGUAUAGCAUCUUGACAUAUUGCUAGAAUCACUAAAAUUAGUUUCAUGAUGCAAAACCAAUCUAACCUUAUCACACUCUUCACUUCAGUUGAUAGAACACUAUUAACACUAGCACCAACCACAUCCCAUGUUCGAGCUAGGUUUUCUAUUUGUGAUUCCCCUGUGCCAACAAUAAUUAGGAUUUAUGUGUUGUGAGUUUGAUGCAAAUAAUAUGAGUUUAACUUUUAGUGAGUUUUACUUCUUCUCUUCACUGUAUUUCAUGAAUCAACUCUUUAACAGCAAACGCUUUAUCUGAAGUCUCAAAUAGAUUUACAACCACCCGGUGAAUCGAAAUAUUAUUAUUAUACGCUCAAUCGUGCUGUUAUAUUUGUAUAAAUUACCAUCAAACUUAAUGUUGGUUUUGCACUUAAUCCUUAUCAUCACAUGUCAUCACAUUAUCUUCCUGAAACAUCCAGUAUUUUUGUACUUUUGUAUAAGAUUAGAAGAUUAAGAUUUUUGUAAGCAUUUUUUGUACAUAUGAAAUAAAUAUUUAUAGAAAA
Molecule: messenger RNA, 3181 nt
Organism: Macrosteles quadrilineatus (aster leafhopper)
Lineage: Eukaryota; Metazoa; Arthropoda; Insecta; Hemiptera; Cicadellidae
Product: peroxidase-like
Exons: 15
Coding region: 62-2146 (694 amino acids)
Biological process (GO): response to oxidative stress
Molecular function (GO): heme binding; peroxidase activity
Source: RefSeq, a predicted model, not a curated record